CUUCAUGUACCGUUCUCGCUCAAUUGCAGCUCCAUUGGAAAGAAACAACAGCGUUUCGCCAGAAAAUCUCGAAACGAUCGUCGCUCACAACUUCGCGUCAGAAUGCGCAGACGCACCGUGGAAACUCGAUGAAUUCAAGCAAUUGGCUCGUCAAUUGGCAAACGAAACUGAGAAUCGAAAACUGAGACGAAAAGACGCGCUCUCGUUGCUCCAUGCGUUUGCUGACGAAAUGCGUGAUUCGUCGUUGAGAACGAACAGAAGAAGCAGCAGCAGCAAUCUGCACCGACGGUCACGGUCGUGUCCUAGCGGAUCGGCGUUUGCUCCACCAGAAACGGUCUCGUUGCGUCGUCGUCUACCGGCUGUGAUCAAGUCGUACGAAACAAAAGUUCACUCCACCACAUCGGACACCCGUUGUUCCUUUCCUGCCGCUGCCACCGAAGAAGACUUUUCCUCCAGCAGUGCUCCUCCUGUUCCCCGUGGCACCAAGUCCUCAACUAGCAAAAUCCACCACCACGCCGAAGGCUCUGUCAAGACAAAAGCAUUAGGUUCUCUCUCUCGUUCGUUCCUACAUCCAUCUAUGCCUCUUUCUUCCGCUUCAUCCACCUCCUUGGGUCCUUCUCUAGCCUGUGUCUUUGGUGACCAGUUUCGGGAAAUUCAUGGUCGGUUUCAGAAGCAUGAGCUUCGUGCUUCUCGCUCCUUUGAAAAGGUUGUCCAAGAUAUAGAUCAGUUGAAAGUGAAGUCUUCUUCGAAACCCUUUCUAAAACGACAAAAGGAAAAGUUUGAGUCGCUUCACAAACAGCCUCAGUCGACUGAACCUGCCUGUGUCGAAGAACAACAACAACAACAAGAACAGCAACAACAGUCGAAAAGCGCUACUACUCAAACUGCUGCAAUAAACCAUUUAAUGCCAGCAACAACGUCUGCCUCUGCCUCCCUCACUCGUGUCAGUGCUGUCGGUGCUUUUUUACGCACAACGAUUGCCGAUCAAAUCCCCGCAGCUUGGAGACAAACCAUCCGUCGACAUGCAUACUCUCUGACCGCCAUCCUUCUCGUUCCCGUAGCAGUAAUCGCCUCCGUCAUAAAGUUCUGCUUUAGUUCUUCCGGCGAGACUCGCUAGAAUGGGAGGACGAGCAACCCACAACCCGUCUAUACACAGUUCGACUUUCCUUAAAGACUUUGGAUAGACACACCUUUCUUUAUUCUUUUAUAGAACAAAAAUUAAUUAUUUUUUUAGCAUUGGUAAAAUGCACUGAAUGGUAUAUAGUUCAUGAAUGAGAGAUAAACAUAAAGAAUGGGUGUGGAACGAC
Schizosaccharomyces japonicus yFS275 is the source of this 1307-nucleotide messenger RNA. RefSeq lists its product as hypothetical. The transcript has 4 exons. Bases 5 to 1117 code for a protein of 370 amino acids. The record is from RefSeq and is a predicted model, not a curated record. NCBI's taxonomy places the organism in Eukaryota, Fungi, Ascomycota, Schizosaccharomycetes, Schizosaccharomycetales, Schizosaccharomycetaceae.